Molecule: messenger RNA, 1655 nt
Organism: Acomys russatus (golden spiny mouse)
Lineage: Eukaryota; Metazoa; Chordata; Mammalia; Rodentia; Muridae
Gene: Mtrf1l
Product: mitochondrial translation release factor 1 like
Exons: 7
Coding region: 10-1116 (368 amino acids)
Biological process (GO): translational termination
Molecular function (GO): translation release factor activity
Source: RefSeq, a predicted model, not a curated record
CCGGCCAGGAUGCGGACCGGGUUUCUGAGCGGUGCCCGGCGCCUGUGGGCCCGCCGCGCCCUCAGCCGCAUGACGCCGCCUCCCGAGGAGCUCUUCGCCCGCGGCGGGCCCCUCCGGGCCUUCCUGGAGCGCCGCGCUGGCGUGGACGCCGGGGGCCCCCAGCUGGCGGCGGCGGCGCGACUGCUGAGCGAGAAGGAGCGGGAGCUGCGGGACACCGAAUCCUUGCUGCACGAUGAGAAUGAAGAUUUAAAGAAACUUGCAGAGAGUGAAAUAGCUUUGUGUCAGAGAGAAAUAAUUCAGCUGAAGCAUCAGAUCCUCUCACUUUUGGUUCCUUCAGAAGAAACAGAUGAGAGUGACUUGAUCCUGGAGGUGACUGCGGGUGUGGGUGGUCAGGAAGCCAUGCUUUUCACCUCUGAGAUGUUUGACAUGUACCAGCAGUAUGCUGCAUUUAAAAGAUGGCAUUUUGAAACCCUGGAAUAUUUCCCAAGUGAACUAGGUGGCCUUAGACACGCAUCAGCCAGCAUCGGAGGUCCCGAAGCAUAUAAACACAUGAAAUUUGAAGGAGGAGUGCACAGGGUACAAAGAGUGCCAAAGACAGAGAAGCAAGGCCGCAUCCACACUAGCACCAUGACAGUGGCAAUUUUGCCCCAACCUACUGAGCUUAAAUUGGUGAUUCAUCCCAAAGAUUUGAGAAUUGAUACUAAGAGAGCAAGUGGAGCUGGAGGUCAGCACGUCAAUACCACAGACAGUGCUGUGCGGAUAGUUCAUCUUCCUACAGGUAUUAUUUCUGAAUGUCAGCAAGAGAGAUCUCAACUGAAGAACAGGGAACUGGCUAUGAAGAAGUUACGUGCAAGGUUGUAUAGCAUGCACCUAGAGGAAGAAACUACCAAAAGACACAAUGCUCGAAAGAUCCAGGUUGGAACUAAAGGAAGAUCAGAGAAAAUAAGAACAUACAACUUUCCACAGAACAGGGUCACAGAUCACAGAAUAAACGCAUCAGUCCAUGACCUUGAGCGCUUCAUGCAGGGAGACUGUCUUCUGGAUGACCUGAUACAGUCACUGAAGGACUAUGCGGACUAUGAAUCUCUAGUAGAAAUGAUUGCCGCAGAAGACUGAGCUUCUUUGUAAAGAUAUUUUUAUAUAGAUUAAUUCAUUCCUUAUACAGUCAAGGUAACAACCAGGAAUAGCCAUUGCAAUGGGUAAAAGCCAAGUCUACAAAAUAACCAUGGUGGUGUCCAAGUGUACCCAGAGGCUGCCAUGGAAAGUGGAAAUGAAGUGUCCUCUCAGACUUACAGGGGGUCUCCAUCACCUACGACUCACAGCGUUCACAUACUAGCAUCAAAGGAAUGUACAGGCUUCAGGUGUGGAAUGUGCCCCCUCCAAAACCCAAUGUGCUAAUAAGUGUGUCAGCUUCACAACUAAAGUUUUAAGAGGUCCUUAUGAACGGUGGUAAUGUCUGCAAACUGUUAAACACCCAGAGUCACUGUCCGGUUUCAAUAAUGUUUUCAUACGUUUUAGUGUCUGAAAUAAAUGGCAAACAUGACGUUUCACUUUCUCACAUGUCUGCUGGCACUUACAUACAAUUCUCCUUAAAUAUAUAUCAUCACAUGACACAAUUCAUGCAAAGUCCCAAAUACUUGUAAUACCUAACAGCU